Spodoptera litura is the source of this 3732-nucleotide messenger RNA. RefSeq lists its product as uncharacterized. The record is from RefSeq and is a predicted model, not a curated record. NCBI's taxonomy places the organism in Eukaryota, Metazoa, Arthropoda, Insecta, Lepidoptera, Noctuidae.
UGUAUUGUAAGUGUAAAUAAAGAAAAAAUGGCUGUUGCGGAUUCGAUGUUUAUGUUUGAGAUAGUUGUCGAAGAAUUGAAAAGUUUAAUCAACUGUAAAGAGUUCUGCAUUAAAAGCCAAUUUGCGGAUAUAUUCAGUAUUCAUCUAGACGAUCCUAAUGAAUAUAAAUUGAAAUUACCAAAACGAAGUAAAAAAUCUACACGAAAAGUCAAGCUAAGGAGAAGCUCGACGUCUUCAAUUAGGGCAUCAGUACAGUCCAUUGUAUUUCCUAGUAAUGUGGAAUCUUUGGUUUCAAGUAUGAGACAGUAUCCGAUGGAGUUGUCACUUUGGAGUAAGAUAAUUCCUGAUUAUAAAAUAGGAUCUACUCAUAUUGCGUGGGGCUCCCCAUAUUUCGAAUAUUUGAGUAAACUCCACAAGAGACAAGACUCAGUUUGUGUCAAAGGAGAGUAUAAUGUUUUUGAUGAACUUACUUCAAGGCGCAUGGCGAUAAUUAAACUAAAUAUUAAAUUGAGUCAUGUAAAAGGCACAGAAAAUUCCGAAUUUAAAUUUGUAUUGCCAAGAAAUCAAGAACCAGUAAACGCUGGGAUUAAAUCUAAAUGCACAAUUAAAGCAAUUAAAGAGAUCACAAGUAAUUCGACGGACACUGGUACGGUUAAAGCAGUUUACAAAAACGAAAAGCGUAAAGUAAAAAAAAAUGUUCGUUAUAUACAUAAGAAGUCCAAAAAGACGGAGUACAAAGCAGUCCAAGAAGCUGAUAACAAAGGCCACGCGAGUGUAUUAGAUACUAUUGAAGUUAAUAGUAAAACUUGUAACAAAAGAUUAAAUAAUGGGAUUGUUGCACUAGUAAGAAGUGAUUUAAAUCUGAAAAAUAACAAUUUAAAUGUUAAAAAAUCCAAAUCAUGUUCUAACAUAAUUCAAGAAAAUAAAUAUUUAAAUUACAUUUUCGGUGGCCAGCCCGCUGGACCUUUUGGAAACCAGGUCUACUGUGUAGGAUAUUUUACAGUACAAAAUGAUUUUGCUGAUUCCCCUAAGUCUGCACGUUCUGAAAAAACUUCUGAAAAAAGUGUUUCCCGAAAGGAUAGCCCAGUGAAAUCUAAAUCAUCAUCAACGAGCAAUCGAUCUGAUCAAUCUGAUCAGACAGCACUGAGAGAAAGAUAUAAGUUUCGAAUAUGUGACGUUGAUUGUCCUGCCAAGAAAUUGGAAAACCUAUCUGGAACACUUAGUGUUUGUUCAUUAGAUUUACCGAUGGAAGCUUCACACUUGAUCACUGUUAAAAAAUGUGAUCGCGUAGACUGUGAUGGUAAGAAAACACGCCAACCACGCACACCACCGGACGAUGCUAUUUAUUUAGACUUGGGAAUAACUAAAAAUGAGAAAAAAAAUCUAGAGAAAGUAGAGAAAGUAGUAGGAGGGAUGAGAGCUAAAAUGAAAUUUGGUGAUGAACCUUGUUACUGUGAAUGCGAAUGUAAAUUUGGCUUUGUGAAAAAAACUACAUUCUGCAAUAUAUGUGGCGGCUAUGAAAAUUUUGGUGAAGAAUAUCCUAAGCGACCUAAAUCUGAAUUACCUUUUCCUUGCCCUAUCUUUCAUAAAUUAGUUGACAGAAGUAAAAUCAGUACUUCUGGAAGCGAUACCAAGAGAGAUAAAAAAGAAGUAAAGGACAUGUCUGAAGCUAAGUCAAAAGAUAAAAAAGAAGGUCUUGAAGAUAAGAAAGAAACAGACGGCAAUGAAAUAAAAAAAGAUAAAAGAAAAACCCCUAAGCAAAAGACAACCGUUUUGGAUAGAAAAAGUUCGGACUCCGAUAGAGACCAAACAAAAAAAGGCAAAAGAAGGAAAAAGGAUAGCAGAUUUAAAUUUAACUACGGUUAUCAAGGUAUACCUCCGCAAAUUGGACACAGUCGCUGCUUGCUGCCUUGUGGUGGUACGUUAGGUGCAGUACCUAAACGUAUGGGGUGGUUGUGGAAUGCUGAAAAUGUACCGGGAGUAAAGUUUCGUCCAUUAUGGAAACCUGGUGCUACCAAUAAACACGUAGUAAGAUUACUUAAAAUUGCCAAGAACCCUGGCGAAGCUUUGGCUAAAAAAAGAAAAAAAGACACGGGAAAGGUCAAGAGACCUUUGAAGCGGCCAUUACUUAUAGUACAAAAGAAGGAUGGCGAAUACACUGUGACAAUGGAAACAAUGAAAAGUUAUGCUAAGCCUAGGACGUUUAAUCAACACCCAUAUGAAGACAAACCUGUAGUGACAUACACGAUAGGGAGGACAUCAGAAGCAAACCUUCAAAGACGAAAAAGGAAACUGCACAGACAAAAGAUACUGGAGACGCAUCAGCGCGAAUUUAUACAAAGCGCUUUUAAAGAUAUGUGUCAGGAGAUAUGUCUCAAGACUUAUCAACAAGCUGUUGGCAUACUUCCUUAUACUGAAAUUCCCGAUUGUCCAUGUUACCCAAUAAAUCCCGGUCCUGACAGAGUAGACUUGGAUCGGUCCUGUUCUUGCUCUGAUGACCAUAUAAAAAUUGGUUCAGCCACAGAUUCUGAUGAAUGGAUUGUCGAAUUUACACCACCUUCUGCUAAAUUUGAUCCAACAUACAAAUGUAAGAAAGUUGUAACUGCAGACAUUUCAACUCAAUAUACAUACUUAGACUACAGAGUGAAACUUUUAGAUAGGUAUGGUAAUCCUGUACCUAGGUUCUUUAAGGGUCCUGAUGGGAAGCAACUAUGCAGUGACUUGGGUGGAUUCUGGGGACCGGAUAAUAAGUGGCUCGAAAUAAACACGGAUGGUUAUAUAGGACCUGAUGAGAGAUGGGCUCCAAACACUUUUAUGGGACCGACCGGAGAAAUGGUCGAUGCUGAGACAGGAAAAUUUCAGUCUGUAGAUGGUGAGUGGUUGGUUGUUGGAGUGGAUGGAUAUGUCGAUAUGGGCAAGUGGAAGUUCUAUUCCAAGUCAAAACUGCCAGCAGCCCCGAAAAAAGUGAAGUCAGGUAAAAAGAAAACUGCUGUAAAGCGGAAAGAAGAGAGAAAAGAUACGAAACCAUCGGAGGCCACUUGGAGUUGUUUCGGCAGUGUUUCUCCGAAACAAUUGUCUAAAAUGGGUAUAAUUGGCCAUGGGCAGGAUAAGAAAUUAUUGCUAACAAAAUUACGGGACAUGUUAGCUCAUGGCGAAGACGUCAAAAUACCAGAACCAAAAAUAGUUCCGAGAUCUGGAAAGAAACAUAAAGGGCGGCGCGGUGCUUCUCAACCGCACAGUUUUGUAGAAAGGAGAAAAUGUAAGCAUGCUACACCAUCAAAUAAAGGUAUUGUUGCGGUAGAUGGACAUGGGAAUAAGAUUUAUUUUAGGUUAAAAGAUGUCAAAAAUAGGAGACCUAAAGAUAGAUUGACUAACCUUACACAUCAGGGCAUAAGUUUAAGUUCAUUCCACGUACCAUGUUUCCACUCGUUUAUUAGUUCAGAAUUGAUGAAGAAGCAGCGAUAUGAUCGCUUAGUGGCCCUCGCAAAGGGAGCGAGCACUGGUGAAGGAGACGGACAGAAGCAGUCAACCCAAUCAUCCCGCGGGCGCAACACGACAAGCACGCAAGCUAAAUAUGUGUAUGUGGUUUAAACUGUCAAACACCAAGCGGUCACCAGUGACCGCAACCUAUUGUUCUAUAAUUGUGUCUACAAAACCGGUACUCGACGAGUUAAUUCUGAGUCCAUGCGAUAGUUACGGUAUAGAUUUAGAUGAUCGAAGUUUUAAGUGGUA